GCGCGUUGUUACGGGGGUUCCGCGCGGAAGACGGGCCUUUCGUCACUGAAGUCAGCGAAGCAGUCUUGUACAUUGACGAAACCGGGCGCGAACUACUGCAGCUUAGCAAGCGUGACGAGGCCCCUGCCGUGCCGGAUCCCUGCAGCGCGCCACGUGACACGGCCGGGUGUCGGCUGGGCUGAGGGCGCGCGCGGCCGGCUAUGACCAUGUUCGGCGCCGGCGGGCUGGGCGGCUCGGGCUCGGUGUUCGGCGCCGCGGCCGCCACCACCGCCGCUAACCCGAUGAAGGACAUCGAGGUGGUGUCGCCGCCCGACGACUCCGUCUCCUGCCUGGAGUUCUCGCCGCCGGCCAUCCCGCAGACCUUCCUCGUGGCUGGCAGCUGGGAUAAUAACGUGCGCUGCUGGGAGAUCGACCAAACCAGCGGCAAGACGACGCCCAAGGCUCAGCAGGCGAUGCAGGGUCCCGUGCUGGACGUGGCCUGGGCCGACGACGGCACCAAGGUGUUCAUGUCGGGCUGCGACAACACCGUGCGCUGCUGGGACCUGGCCAGCAACCAGACGAUCCAGGUGGCGCAGCACGACGCGCCCGUCAAGACCGUGCACUGGGUGAAGGCGCCCAACUACACGGCCAUCAUGACUGGCUCCUGGGACAAGACGCUCAAGUUCUGGGACACGCGCUCGCCGAACCCGAUGCUGUCGAUCGCACUGCCGGAGCGGUGCUACUGCGCCGACGUCGACUACCCGAUGGCUGUGGUGAGCACGGCCAACCGUGGCAUCGUCGUCUACCAGCUGGAGGGCCAGCCGCAGCAGUUCAAGACGCAGGAGUCGUCGCUGCGCUAUCAGCACCGCUGCAUCGCCAUCUUCCGCGACAAGAUGAAUCGGCCCACCGGCUACGCCAUCGGCAGUGUGGAGGGUCGCGUGGCCAUCCAGUACGUGAACCCCACCAACCCAAAGGACAACUUCACCUUCAAGUGUCACCGCUCCAACGGCACAAACAACGGUUACCAGGACAUCUUCUCGGUGAACGACAUCCGCUUCCACCCGGUGCACGGCACGCUGGCCACCGUCGGCUCCGACGGCCGCUUCAGCUACUGGGACAAGGACGCCAGGACCAAGCUGAAGACGUCCGAGAUGAUGGAGCAGCCCAUCACCAAGUGCGCCUUCAACCACACCGGCCAGAUCUUCGCCUACGCCGUCAGCUACGACUGGUCCAAGGGCCACGAAUUCUACAGUCCGAUGAAUAAGAACUACAUCUUCCUGCACGCCUGCUUCGAAGAGCUGAAGCCAAGGACCAAGACAUAGAUGUACCGCCGCCGGAGCCGCGCCAUCACGGGCCGUCGCGCGCGGCGCUCGGCUCGCGUGGCGCGUACAUUCCCCGUGGCGGGCAGGUCAGCCGGC
Molecule: messenger RNA, 1397 nt
Organism: Pollicipes pollicipes
Lineage: Eukaryota; Metazoa; Arthropoda; Thecostraca; Pollicipedomorpha; Pollicipedidae
Gene: Rae1
Product: ribonucleic acid export 1
Exons: 7
Coding region: 201-1301 (366 amino acids)
Molecular function (GO): protein binding
Source: RefSeq, a predicted model, not a curated record